AUGGAUUCUUUACUGAAAGUAUUUGCAGCUUCAGUUGAGGAGCUCAAAUCAAAGAAGAAAAAUGAAAGUCUUACUGUCAAAGAAGAUCACAUGAAUUGGAUUUACUUCAAAAAGCAUUUCACUCAUGAUACAGAUCCUGAAGAAAUCAAAGAGGAACUUACUAACAAGAACUAUAAAGUUAUUAGUGUUACUCAGUUAUCUCGCAGAUUUAAAGGAGAUAUUAAAAAAUAUCCUUUAUUUUUAUUACAAAUCUGGGAUACUGCUGGCCAGGAAAGAUUUCGAACUAUAACUCAAAGUUACUAUCGAAGUGCUCAUGGUGUCAUCAUGGCAUAUGAUAUUACAAAGCAUACCAGUUUCCUCCACUUACCACAAUGGGUUGAUGAGUUAAGAAAUUAUACUGAAGCUGAUAUACCUCUGGUAUUAAUUGGUAAUAAAUGUGAUCUAGAAGCAGAACGUGAAGUGCCUUUUGAAGAAGCUUUAUCUUUGAAAGAACAAAUUCCACAACUUGUAGCUGUGCUAGAAACUAGUGCACGAGAAGAUACAAAUGUUGAAAAAGCUUUUGUUACAUUAGCUUUAGAACUUAUGAAGCGAUGCAAUGGUAAUUUGCAUUUACAACAACAAAAUGAAAAUUUUACUCCUGUAAAUAGCAAUACUAUUUUGAACUCAAAGAACAAAUGCUGUUCAAGUUCAUGACCUUUGGAAGUUUGUAUUGUCAUUUUUCUUUGAUCUAAUUUACUUUUAUUUCAAGUUCAAAGGCUGAAAAUUCAGGCUUGAUAAAUUAUUCUUUCAACUUAGAUUGCUCUAUUUUAAGCUUUACAAUCAAUAUGAGUAAAUUUUAACUGUCAGAUAGCUGUAAUAUUCUGUGUAAAUCUAGUCCAUAUAGUGUAGAUUGUGAAAUUGUGCAUUUUAAGUGAAAAUAAUUAAUAUCAUAAUUUAUCAAAUCUUUUUACUUUAUAUCAGUAAAAAUGUGAUUUAUUAUUAGCACACUUGAAUCAUAUUAUUUUCAUUUGUGAUGUGAUAAAUUAAAAAAUCAAAAUUUUUUUUUUUUUCUAUACUGAUAAAUAAUUUAAAAAGUAUGCAAAUUUAGUUUUCUUAAAAAUUCUACUGCGAGUAUUCCAAAGCAUGUCAUUUUUUUAGCAGAACAAGCUGCCAAUCUUCUUAAAUAUGUGAUUAUUACUGUUUUUCCCCCCACAACAAGUAUUUUUAGUGAAUAAUGAAAACUGUAUUGACCAUAACUAUAAAAUAUGUGCAGAAUAAGUAAAACCAUUUAUUUAUUCUGUAUAGUGAUAUAAUACAGGAAAAACAAAUCUAUGAGUAUGCUAUUUCAAACCAUCUUAAUACUGUAUCAGUUAAAUUAAACAAUAUGCCAUUGUAAAAUAUAUAAGCAAAUCAAGUCAUUUAAAUAUAUUUCAUAUAUAUAUAAUUAUUCAUCUUUAUUUGUGUAAAAUUAGUGCAUAACCUAAUAUUGGUUUAUGUGUUAAUUUUGUAACUGAAUGUAUAUGGUAAUUUUAUAUUUUAGCAUUGCAUAUUUAAUAAGAAAUAUUUUCAUCUGUAUUUAAUCAUUUAUGUCAAUAAAAAUUAUAGUUAAAAUGUU
Molecule: messenger RNA, 1594 nt
Organism: Stegodyphus dumicola
Lineage: Eukaryota; Metazoa; Arthropoda; Arachnida; Araneae; Eresidae
Gene: Rab19
Product: RAS oncogene family member Rab19
Molecular function (GO): GTPase activity; GTP binding
Source: RefSeq, a predicted model, not a curated record